This is a messenger RNA of Ctenocephalides felis (cat flea), 2274 nucleotides long. Its product is annotated as zinc finger protein 425-like. Gene Ontology annotation, molecular function: chromatin insulator sequence binding. The record is from RefSeq and is a predicted model, not a curated record. Bases 1 to 2274 code for a protein of 757 amino acids. Gene Ontology annotation, biological process: regulation of transcription by RNA polymerase II. Gene Ontology annotation, cellular component: chromosome. The transcript is spliced from 11 exons. NCBI's taxonomy places the organism in Eukaryota, Metazoa, Arthropoda, Insecta, Siphonaptera, Pulicidae.
AUGUAUAACCAUGGAGAUAAACAACAAUUCAUGACAAAACCUACUUCCGUAGUCAGGUAUGGUUUUUCCCCGAAAGCUCUCUCUAAUUCCACCCUUCUAUUCGCAGGUCGCGAUCCGUUGAUUUUCUACGACAUGAGGGCUUUGGCGCUCAGCAUGCGUCAACAUCACUGUGCAGCUUGCGGCCGAUCGUACAAGCACAAAAAGCAUUUGACGUCGCACAAGAGAUACGAAUGCGGAAAACAACCCCAGCAUCAGUGCCCUUACUAUGGAUUCUUAUUGGGAAACGGUUACUUUGUGCCUUAUUCGAAUAUUUGUUACGAAGAUGUCAUCAACCUAAAACAUACGACAGGUGAAAAAAAUUUCAAUGUCGAAGGUGUCUCAAAAUCUAUGAACACAAAUAUGAUACCUGGACUCACCUUCUUCGACAACCGCUCCGGAAGCCGAUCAAUGAAUAAAUAUUUGGGCAGAAAUUCUAUACCAGUGGUGUACACCAGUGAUGGAGAUAUGCUGCACCAGUGCCCGGACUGCCCCCGGAAUUACCGGCAUGCAACGGGCUGGUACAGGCACCGGAAAUACGAAUGCGGGAAGGAAAAACUUUUUGAAUGUCUGCUCUGUCACCAGAAGUUCCACCAGAAGAGCAACUUGAAGACACAUUCUAUGAAACAUACCAGGAAAUACAAAUUUGGGGGUUACUCUGACUGGUCGUUCUAUCAAAUUGAGCAAGAAACUUAUGUCAGAAAAAGUCAACAAGGAACCAAAAACUUUUUCUGUCCCAACUGCAAAAAGGGCUACGUUCACGGUCGUGGUCUUCAUCAACACAUGAAAUAUGAAUGUGGCAAAGAGCCGCAAUUCUUUUGCCCUCAAUGCCCUUACAAAUGCCACCUAAAGGGCAACUUGGCAAGGCAUUAUUUCUACAAUGCCUUUCCUCGCAAAAUCUUCGAAACACCAUAUAACCAUAGCCGUCGAAGUUUUGAAGAAACCAAGAAGUACGUCUGUCCCAAUUGCAGAAGAAGCUACGUCUAUCCAAAUGGUUUGAGCCAACAUAUGAAGUUCGAAUGUGGCAAAGAACCCCAAUUUGCUUGCCCAAUGUGCCCUUACAAAUGCCACCUAAAGGGCAACUUGAUUAUUCUGACCAGAGUUAUUACACCUAUUCUGAAUAUCCACGGGUCAUCCAAAAUCACCAAAGAUUCAAACAAUUUGUAUGUCACAGCUGCCAGAAAUCAUAUUCAUACGAACGUGGACUCACGCAGCAUAUUAGAUAUGAAUGUGGGAAAGAACCUCAAUUUAUUUGCCCAAAAUGCCCUUACAAAUGCCAUAGAAAAGAAAGUUUUGUCCGACACUGUUGGGCUCGGAUAUUCUGUUCAGUGUUUGUACUCCAAAUGUAAUAAAAAAGCGAAGCAAUUUUUCUGUUUAAAUUGCCACAAAGGAUACGUCUACGAGCGCAGCCUGAAGCAACAUAUUAGAUAUGAAUGUGGCAAAGAACCACAAUUUGCUUGUUCACAGUGUCCUUAUAAAUCUCAUGUUAAAGGAAAUUUGAAAAUGCAUUAUUUGCGGUACAAAGCCUACGUCAAACAGUACCUGAAGCGUCUUCACACGUCCAUCGUCAGCGACGGCGGCGACAGGUCGAUUCUUCGCGCUUUUGCAGCAAAUUCCAACAAGAACUCCGGAGGCGCCAAUAAUGAGAACAGCGAAAAGUUUCGCUGCCCAAAUUGUCCUACCAGAGCCUACAAGCACCGAGGCAGCCUGCGAUUCCAUCUUAAGUACGAAUGCGGUAAAGAACCUCAAUUUGGUUGUUUGAGGUAUGCCAAGUUCUGUAAAGACAAGACCAAGUCGAAUCUUCAGAAGCUACUACAUUUGCUGAAUUCUUUUCAGCAGCAUUACCUUCAAGCACUGCUUCGUGCUAAUACUAGUAUUACCAGACAAAGGCUUAGUAGCAUCUCCGAUGGGUCUCAGAAGGUCUACAGGUGCCCAAAUUGUCCAACCCGCACUUACAAACAUCGAUGUAGUUUAAGACUCCAUCUCCAGUACGAAUGCGGCAAAGAACCGCAAUUUGCUUGCAGCAGAUGUUCUUAUAAAUCUCACCAAAAAGGAAAUCUCUUAUCGCAUAUGCAAUUGUGUAAGGUGUCCGAGUCGCGAUUUGCGUGCCAGUAUUGCGAACAUCGUACUUAUUAUAACCAUUCCAUGGUCAAACAUGUUUUUUCCGCACAUGGAGUAACUUUAGAUAAGCAUGAGGUUAUAAGAAAUGUUGUUGAUAAGCCGCCAGAUUCGAUGUAA